This is a messenger RNA of Amyelois transitella, 3024 nucleotides long. It is a transcript of the gene Sans, whose product is annotated as pre-mRNA splicing regulator USH1G. Gene Ontology annotation, molecular function: protein binding. The record is from RefSeq and is a predicted model, not a curated record. NCBI's taxonomy places the organism in Eukaryota, Metazoa, Arthropoda, Insecta, Lepidoptera, Pyralidae. The coding region runs from base 339 to 1814 and encodes 491 amino acids. The transcript has 9 exons.
UAUCGCGUUGACACUAACCAAACUUGAUGACAUUUGUCAGUCAGUUCAUAAGUUGUAGUUGUAGUUGAAACAAAGUAUGUUCUGUUGAUAUUAUUCUUCGAUUUAAAUAAAAUAACUAAAGACAUCAAUUAAUUGAAGCAGUAUAAAAAUUUAUAAAGUGAUUGUAACCUAGCCAUUUGGAUAAAAAUGGCUAUUGUGAAGUGCUAAAAGUGUCACUAAACUAAUUUGCAAAACUUUCUCAACGAUAACAUUUCGCGGAGUGGAUCUUAAAAUGAGUUUUUACUAAAGUCAAAUUUGCACUGUGGUACAGGACAGGCAUCUUCACUAAUUUGUACAAAAUGACAACGGACAGAUUUCAUAAAGCUGCCAAAGACGGUCUCCUGGAGGUGCUUCGGGAAGCAACCAGGAAGGAAUGCAACAACAAGGACGAGUCGGGGAUGACCCCCACCCUUUGGGCCGCCUUCGAGGGGCACAUCGAGGCUUUAAGGUUGCUGUGUGGAAGAGGAGGCGAGCCUGACAAAGCAGAUUACUUCGGCAACACGGCGCUUCACUUCGCGGCCGCUAGAGGGCACAAGGAAUGCGUCACGUUUUUAGUAAAUUUUGGCGCCAACGUGUUCGCAAUAGACGUAGACGGACACACUGCGCAGGAGUUGGCGGCCAUCAAUGGAAGGGAUGAUAUAUUGAGGUUCUUGGACCAGGCCACUGCUAAGCUGGAGAAUAAUGAUAAAAAAAAGGCAAAAGCCUUCAAAGACAAAGCGAGAAAAGACUACGAAAAGUACCAGAAACAGUAUCAAAAGAGGCAAAGCAAAGCCGAGGUGUUGGCGGAGAAGGAACUAAAGAAGUUAGCUAAAGAGUGGGACCAGGGUUACAACGAAGAUGUGGCCCCAAUGCCGCAUAGACCCAGCAAUGUGCUGCUGGCUCUUAAGCAGAAGAUGAUCAGGUCUACCAGCCAAGGAAACCUCCUAUCAGAAGAGCAGCCUCGGCCUACAUACAGUGCGCUCGUGGGCACGGUCAACUCCGCUGCGAGAGGCAGAGGUGCCGUUUACAAGAAGGCCUUGGCCAGCAAGCUCAAGAAUAGCACCGUGGGCAGGACUGGACCUAAUGAUGACUUCAAGAUCGGCGAAGUAGAAACUACUGGUCGUCGCUCGGUGACGUCAUUGUCUGGCGUCCGCCGGGAUUCGGAAGUAAUGUACGUCGGUACCUUCGGCUCGGGACCUCAACAGAGGGGCAAUGUGGCCGACGUAUUUACGGAUAACACUGAAACACGCGGCAAGGCUUCUUUGACCAGAUCAGUCAGCCAACCAGAUUUCACGGCGGCGGCGGGUGAAGACAGCGGCAUCGGACAAGAAGUACUUUUGCAAGAACCAGCCAGCAUAUUUGAUAGGCCCGGAUUUGGAAGUGUUGCGUUCAGGCGAUCAAUAACGGCGACUUUGAGCGCGUUACCGGCCAUUUCCCCCGGCGAGGACCUGUCCAUAGGAUCGGCCGGCUCCCUCGCCGCCAGGCACGCCUACCAACCCAACGAAUGGAACUCCGCACAGUCAGAGAGUUCUACAAUAACGUCUGACGAAGAAGGUGAAACUGAGGAGACGGGUUACGCUUCCCUCGAGCGAUUCCUGACCGCGUGGGGCUUGGCCCAGUACGUGCAGAAAUUCAAAGACGAACAAAUAGACUUGGACGCCCUGAUGUUGCUGACUGAGGCCGAUAUGAAGUCGCUGGGUCUUCCCCUGGGACCGUACAGGAAGUUGGUCACCGCCGUCCAGGAGAGGAAGCAGGCUCUGGCUCACCCUGGAGCGAUAAUCGAUUCGGCGAUAUGAUGGUUUGGUAUUUUUUUUAUGACAGGUAAAUAUUGUUUGUUUGUAGUUAAAUUAUAUCGUGGAACCCGUAAAGUUUUUUGACCUACAAACAUACAUAUAGUCUCGUGUAUAUAUUCCUUGCGGGUAAGACAGAGCCAAUAGUCUUAAAAAACUGAGGCCACUUUAGAAUAAGACCACUCCACAUCUUUCCUAUGGAUGUCGUAAAAGGCGACUAAGGGUAAGGCAAUUUAGAUUUAGACGUGGUCAUAUAUGCAUGUAUGUAUGUCUAUAUUUUGUAAUGGGAAUAUAUGAUAAAUAACAAAGACUUAGAUCAGAUUGAAAAGUAUUAUUGUUCAUCUUUGUUUGAUUUAAGGUCAGACCUUCCUUGUGUAUCAGUCUUACCUAUCUAGAGAGGAGCCCUAGGUCCGCUUGCUGACUGGAGAUUGGAGAAGUCAGGCUUUAGCACGAAGCGACUCCCGUCUGACCUCCGCAACCUUUGUAGAACCUAACCCAAUUUGGGUCAUAGUAUUUACAUCAUACCAUAUUAGCUUGAGAUUUGUGUGGUUUGUGUAAUAAUAAGUUUGUGCAGAUUUUUUGUGUGUGAUAAUUACAUUUGCUCAUACCAACUUAAAGUGGUAAAUUAGUUAUAAGUGACAAUAAGUUGAUAACUUUCAAAAAUACUGGCCUGCAUUUCCUACGAUAUAAAGAAUUAUGUACUUAAUAAUUUAUACUACAAUUUAUUUUAUAUACUAAUAAUGAACUUGUAAUAUGCUCGACAUGAAUUUAUUUCGCCUGACCAAAAAUGUGCUUGGAAGCUUAUAAAUUUUUGUUUGUGGAUUAGGUAUAUACUUAUGGAAAUUAUUGCAAUAUAAGUUGGCAAUAUUCAAAAUUUAAUUUUGAUUUUCUAUUUAAAUUAGUAUUAAUUGACGUGAUGAGUUGAUUUUGACAUAGUAUUUUUUUAUUCAAUUAUGACAAAUCUAGCAGCUGCUCUAAAUGUAAAAGACAAAUAUUUCCCUGAGCUGGGAAUCGAACCCCAGUUACAUAACUUAGAAGUUCAGUGAUUUUUCCAGUGUUUUUCUUAUUUUUUUUAUUGUGUUUCAAAUUAUAUAAUAUGUAAUAAUUACCUUUAUAAAUGUGAUAAUGUAAUCCAUUCCAUCCAUGUUACGCCCAGCAUAGCCAUAUUAAGUAAUUUUAUAAAUUUAUAUGCAAUAUAUAUAGUUUUGUAAUAUUU